Messenger RNA from Apaloderma vittatum (bar-tailed trogon), 713 nucleotides. RefSeq names its product insulin-like growth factor binding protein 5 (gene IGFBP5). Lineage: Eukaryota; Metazoa; Chordata; Aves; Trogoniformes; Trogonidae. The annotation marks the transcript as partial. Gene Ontology annotation, biological process: regulation of insulin-like growth factor receptor signaling pathway. The record is from RefSeq and is a predicted model, not a curated record. The transcript is spliced from 4 exons. Gene Ontology annotation, molecular function: insulin-like growth factor I binding; insulin-like growth factor II binding; fibronectin binding. Gene Ontology annotation, cellular component: extracellular region.
CGGGAAGGUUCCUCACCAGCUGCCCAGCGCUUGUCAGGAGUCUGUGUGUCAGAGACCUCUGCCCUUCAGUUUGUCAGAAUAGAACGGGAGUCCCGAGAGCACGAAGAACCAACCACGUCAGAGAUGACAGAGGAGACCUACCCACCCAAGGCUUACCGGCCCAAGCAUGGGCGCCUCUCCGAGCUCAAGGCUGAGGCCCUGAAGAAGGACCGCAGGAAGAAGCUGACCCUGGCCAAAUUCGUGGGCAUGGCAGAAAACACAGCCCACCCCCGUGUUGUCAUUCCUGAGCUCCGGCAAGAGUUUGAGCUGGGCCCCUGCCGCAGGCACAUGGAGGCAUCCCUGCAAGAGCUCAAGAGCAGCCAGCGGAUGGUGCCACGCGCCGUCCACCUCCCCAACUGUGACCGCAAGGGCUUCUACAAGAGGAAGCAGUGCAAGCCCUCCCGAGGCCGGAAGCGUGGGUUGUGUUGGUGCGUGGACAAAUACGGUAUGAAGCUGCCGGGGACUGACUUCCUGAGCGGAGACCUGCAGUGCCACGCGUUCGACAGCAGCAACGUGGAGUGAAGUCGCAUCCCCUUCCUCCGUCCCAUCACUACCUACCCAGGCUCCCUUCCACCCUCCCCUCCACACUUCCCCGUGCCCCGGGACUCCGAUUCCUUUCAUCUCAUGUAAGAAGAAAAAAAGAAAGGAAAAGAAAAAAAAGAAAGGAAAGAAAA